GAUUCUGAUAUAGUUAUUUGUCAGCAAACACUUUGAAUUUCAACCGUAAUAAUCUUGAUGUAAGCCGUAAGCAUAUGGAUAAACUUAAAAAUAUACAUCUUUAAAAAAAUUUUGACCGUAAGAAUUACGAAAAGAAUUUAGGGAACGUUAUGAUAAAUUUAACCGAGGAAUACGCCUAAAGAGUUUGAAAAUUGAAUUUGAAAAGAAAAGGAACAUCCAUCAAUCUCAAGUUUUGCAAUUUGCAUCCAUAGUCGAAAAUAAUGGACAAUGACACAGUACAUUAUGUAUGCCACUAUCCCAAUUGCGGUAAGCAAUUUACCAACUCGAUAAGUUUGGCACUACAUAUUACAGAGGUACAUGAAGGAACGUAUAAAUGUGACCUAUGUCCAGCUACAUUUUAUGAUAGUAGGCUCUUCGGCCUUCACAAACGAGAAACACAUGGCGAAAAUCCUUAUGUUUGCGAGAUAUGCAAGAAAAGCUUUAGAACUAGAAGAGAACUAAACAGGCACCGAGUUGUACAUAGCGAUGAAAAAUCGCAUGUAUGUUGGGUAUGUUUCAGAGCAUACAAGAGAGAAGAUACACUUAAUAGACACGUUGAAACUGAAGUAAUUUAUGAUAUAACGAAUAAAAAAAACAACAAGAGGACAAGAUAUAAGUAA
Acromyrmex echinatior (Panamanian leafcutter ant) is the source of this 659-nucleotide messenger RNA. RefSeq lists its product as uncharacterized. Gene Ontology annotation, molecular function: DNA-binding transcription factor activity, RNA polymerase II-specific. Gene Ontology annotation, cellular component: nucleus. The record is from RefSeq and is a predicted model, not a curated record. NCBI's taxonomy places the organism in Eukaryota, Metazoa, Arthropoda, Insecta, Hymenoptera, Formicidae. Gene Ontology annotation, biological process: regulation of transcription by RNA polymerase II.